AUGAAAACCGCAACAAAUAUCUACAUCUUCAACCUGGCCUUGGCUGAUGCACUAGCCACCAGUACGCUGCCCUUUCAGAGUGUCAACUUCCUGAUGGGGACAUGGCCGUUUGGAGACGUGCUGUGCAAGAUUGUGAUAUCCAUCGACUACUACAACAUGUUCACCAGUAUCUUCACCUUGACUACAAUGAGUAUUGACCGUUACAUUGCAGUGUGCCACCCCGUCAAGGCCUUAGACUUCCGCACGCCCCGUAACGCCAAGAUUGUCAACGUGUGCAACUGGAUCCUGUCCUCUGCCAUCGGUCUGCCUGUCAUGUUCACCGCCUUAACCACUGUAACCGAUAAUGGCAAGUAUGACAGUACGUUUCACCAUGCUGUUUUUAUUUUAUCCUCAAUUAUAGGUAGCCUAUCUGUAAUGUUAGUGAGCAUACCACAGCAGCGAGAGUAACAGUUAUGUUUGAUAGUUAAUUUUUUUUCUUUCACCAAAUGAAGCACUGUGCUGUUCUACGCAUGGUCUAUGCACGGAGUCAUAGAGAGAAAUAGUGUCCCGUUAGCUUUGAAGCGUGUUUUUAUUAUCAUAUAAUAAAAACACUUUCAGAUCCUUUUAUUUAGAUUUACAUGUGACACAAACUCAUUAAAUAUGUUUUGCAAGCGUUCAUCCCUAAUUGGUAUUAAUGUAGGCCUCCAACUCUAUUCAUCAAUAUUAUGCUUUAAAGAUGACUAAUAUGGCCAUAGACUAGCAGCUUCCACCAUGUAUAAUCCUCUGAAAGUUCAUGCAUAAUUGCAGUAGUAGUAGUGGGAUGGACACUUGUCACCAAAAUUGGUGAUGGGUGACUCCUGAAUUAGGUUUUCAAAGUGCCUGUAAAAAUCGUCUUAGCUCUUGUUAUUGGUUAGAGGAGAAUAUAUGGUGUUAUUUGCAGUCUCAUGAAGGAAAUAUAUCUGAUGUCAUCUUGGGGAAUAUAAGCAGUCAGCACAAGCUUGUUUAACAAACGAGAACAUAGAUGACUUUUAUGGUUCUCAUUUUGAGCAAUGCUUCGGAGCCUAUAUACUGUAGCUUUAUCUACCUGUGAAAAAGACUGCUGUGAAGCUUUUUAUUUCCUCGUGCUACAUUCGUUCAACUGUGUCUUGUACUCAAUCUCCACAUUUUCAGGAAUCAUCGACUGCACUUUGAUCUUCCCCCACCCGACCUGGUACUGGGAGAAUCUUCUGAAGAUCUGCGUCUUCAUCUUUGCCUUCAUCAUCCCCGUCCUCAUCAUCACCGUGUGCUACGGUCUAAUGAUCUUGCGCCUGAAGAGCGUGCGCAUGUUGUCCGGCUCCAAGGAGAAGGACCGCAACCUACGCCGCAUCACCCGCAUGGUCCUGGUGGUGGUGGCCGUCUUCAUCAUCUGCUGGACGCCCAUCCACAUCUACGUCAUCAUCAAAGCCCUGAUCAACAUCCCCAACUCCCUGCUGCAGUCCGUCACCUGGCACUUCUGCAUCGCGCUGGGCUACACCAACAGCUGCCUGAAUCCCGUCCUCUAUGCCUUCCUGGACGAGAACUUCAAACGCUGCUUCCGCGAAUUCUGCAUCCCCUUGAGUCCAUCGAUGCUGGAUCUGCAGAAUUCUUCUCGUACCCGCCACCACCACCAGCACCAGCGCGAGCAGCACUCCAGCGCCAACACGGUGGAGAGGUCCAAUCAGCAGGUAUGA
Messenger RNA from Coregonus sp. 'balchen', 1688 nucleotides. NCBI's taxonomy places the organism in Eukaryota, Metazoa, Chordata, Actinopteri, Salmoniformes, Salmonidae. The record is from the annotation of a GenBank genome assembly.